Messenger RNA from Marmota monax (woodchuck), 1371 nucleotides. RefSeq names its product glycine receptor alpha 1 (gene Glra1). Lineage: Eukaryota; Metazoa; Chordata; Mammalia; Rodentia; Sciuridae. Gene Ontology annotation, biological process: signal transduction; nervous system process; chloride transmembrane transport. The transcript has 9 exons. The coding region runs from base 1 to 1371 and encodes 456 amino acids. Gene Ontology annotation, molecular function: glycine binding; transmembrane signaling receptor activity; extracellularly glycine-gated chloride channel activity. Gene Ontology annotation, cellular component: synapse; plasma membrane; neuron projection. The record is from RefSeq and is a predicted model, not a curated record.
AUGUACAGCUUCAAUACUCUUCGACUCUACCUUUGGGAGACCAUUGUAUUCUUCAGCCUUGCUGCUUCUAAGGAGGCUGAAGCUGCCCGCUCUGCGCCCAAGCCAAUGUCACCCUCGGAUUUCCUGGAUAAGCUGAUGGGCAGGACUUCUGGAUAUGAUGCCAGGAUCAGGCCCAAUUUUAAAGGUCCUCCCGUGAACGUGAGCUGCAACAUUUUCAUCAACAGCUUCGGAUCUAUUGCUGAGACGACCAUGGACUAUAGGGUCAACAUCUUUCUGCGGCAACAGUGGAACGACCCCCGUCUGGCCUAUAAUGAAUACCCCGAUGACUCUCUGGACCUGGACCCAUCCAUGCUGGAUUCCAUCUGGAAACCUGACCUGUUCUUUGCCAACGAGAAGGGGGCCCACUUCCACGAGAUCACCACAGACAACAAACUGCUGAGAAUCUCCCGGAAUGGCAAUGUCCUCUACAGCAUCAGAAUCACUCUGACACUGGCCUGCCCCAUGGACUUGAAGAAUUUCCCCAUGGAUGUCCAGACCUGUAUCAUGCAACUGGAAAGCUUUGGAUACACCAUGAAUGACCUCAUCUUUGAGUGGCAGGAGCAAGGAGCUGUACAGGUGGCAGAUGGACUAACCCUGCCCCAGUUUAUCCUGAAGGAAGAGAAGGACCUGAGAUAUUGCACCAAGCAUUACAACACAGGUAAAUUCACCUGUAUUGAGGCACGGUUCCACCUGGAGCGGCAGAUGGGCUAUUAUCUGAUCCAGAUGUAUAUUCCGAGCCUGCUCAUCGUCAUCCUCUCAUGGAUUUCCUUUUGGAUAAACAUGGAUGCAGCACCAGCCCGUGUGGGCCUGGGCAUCACCACUGUGCUCACCAUGACCACUCAGAGCUCUGGCUCCAGAGCAUCCCUGCCCAAGGUAUCCUACGUGAAAGCCAUUGACAUUUGGAUGGCAGUUUGCCUGCUUUUCGUUUUCUCAGCCCUGCUAGAGUACGCCGCUGUCAACUUUGUGUCUCGGCAACACAAAGAGCUGCUCCGAUUCAGGAGGAAGCGGAGACAUCACAAGAGCCCCAUGUUGAAUCUGUUCCAGGAGGAUGAGGCAGGAGAGGGCCGCUUCAACUUUGCCUAUGGCAUGGGCCCAGCCUGUCUGCAGGGCAAGGAUGGCAUUUCAGUCAAAGGCGCCAACAACAACAACACCACCAAUCCGCCUCCCGCACCAUCCAAGUCCCCGGAGGAGAUGCGAAAACUCUUCAUCCAGAGGGCCAAGAAGAUCGACAAAAUAUCCCGCAUUGGCUUCCCCAUGGCCUUCCUCAUCUUCAACAUGUUCUAUUGGAUCAUCUACAAGAUUGUCCGCAGAGAGGACGUCCACAACCAGUGA